Callithrix jacchus (white-tufted-ear marmoset) is the source of this 3945-nucleotide messenger RNA. The record is from RefSeq and is a predicted model, not a curated record. NCBI's taxonomy places the organism in Eukaryota, Metazoa, Chordata, Mammalia, Primates, Cebidae.
GCUUCCAGCGUGUGGCGGGGCCUUUGUCUCCCGCACCCGCCAGAAGUUGGGAUCCGUCUCUGCUGUUCCGCUCUUCCUUGUCGGUAUCCCCUUCCCCGCCCCUUGACUUUGUCACAGCUUCCGUUGCCCUGUGAUCUGCAGGUCCUGGGAGACGCAAAGCUAAGAUGCCAGGACAUUCUGGAAGCUGGGAAAUGAAUGGGAACCUCUGUGGGAUUGUUACUUCAUCACUGGACCUUCCUGCCGUUGUGAUUGUGACAUACUCCUUUGUCCAGCACCUGAGUGAUUUCAGUUUCCUGCCUGGUCCCAUCCCAAAGGGACCAUUGACAUUUAUGGAUGUGGCCAUAGAAUUCUGUCUGGAGGAGUGGCAAUGCCUGGACACUGCACAGCAGAAUUUAUAUAGGAAUGUGAUGUUAGAGAACUACAGAAACCUGGUCUUCCUGGGUAUUGCUGUCUCUAAACCAGACCUGAUCACCUGUCUGGAGCAAGAAAAAGAACCUUGGAAUAUGAAGAGACAUGAGAUGGUUGCCAAAUCCUCAGUUAUGUGUUCUCAUUUUGCCCACGACUUUUGGCCAGAGCAACAUCUAAAAGAUCCUUUCCAAAAAGUGACACUGAGAAGAUAUAAAAAUGGUGAACAUAAAAAUUUACAUUUAAAAAAAGACUGUAAAAGUAUGGAUGAGUGUAAGGUGCACAGAGAAGGUUGUAAUGGAUUUAACCAAUGUUUGCCACCUACCCAGAGAAAAACAUUUCUAUUUGAUAAAUGUGUGAAAGCCUUUCAUAAAUUUUCAAAUUCAAAUAGACAUAAGAUAAGCCAUACUGAAAAAAAGCUUUUCAAAUGUAAAGAAUGUGGCAAAUCAUUCUGCAUGCUUUCACAUCUAACUCAACAUAAAAUAAUUCAUACCAGAGUGAAUUUCUGCAAAUGUGAAAAAUGUGGAAAAGCCUUUAAGUGGCCUUCAAUCAUCGCUAAACAUAAGAGAAUUUGUAGUGCAGAGAAACCCUUCACAUGUGAUAAAUGUGGAAAAGCCUUGAAUGGGUCCUCACGCCUUACUAUACAUAAAAAGAUUGAUACUGGACACAAACUCUACAAAUGUGAAGAAUGUGGCAAAGCCUUUAAUUGGCCCUCAACUCUUACUAAGCAUAAGAGAAUUCAUACUGGAGAGAAACCCUACACAUGUGAAGAAUGUGGCAAAGCCUUUAACCAGUUCUCAAACCUUACUACACAUAAGAGAAUCCAUACUGCAGAGAAAUUCUACAAAUGUACAGAAUGUGAUGAAGCUUUUAGCCGGUCCUCAAACCUUACUAAACAUAAGAAAAUUCAUACUGAAAAGAAACCUUACAAAUGUGAAGAAUGUGGCAAAGCUUUUAAGUGGUCCUCAAAGCUUACUGAACAUAAGUUAACUCAUACUGGAGAGAAACCCUACAAAUGUGAAGAAUGUGGCAAAGCCUUUAACUGGCCCUCAACCCUUACUAAACAUAACAGAAUUCAUACUGGAGAGAAACCCUACAAAUGUGAAGAAUGUGGCAAGGCCUUUAAUCAGUUCUCAAACCUUACUACACAUAAAAGAAUUCAUACUGCAGAGAAACCCUACAAAUGUGAAGAAUGUGGCAAAGCUUUUAGCCGGUCCUCAAACCUUAGUAAACAUAAGAAAAUUCACAUUGAAAAGAAACCCUACAAAUGUGAAGAAUGUGGCAAAGCUUUUAAGUGGUCCUCAAAGCUUACUGAACAUAAGAUAACUCAUACUGGGGAGAAACCCUACAAAUGUGAAGAAUGUGGCAAAGCUUUUAACCAUUUCUCAAUUCUUACCAAACAUAAGAGAAUUCAUACUGGAGAGAAACCCUACAAGUGUGAAGAAUGUGGCAAAGCUUUUACCCAGUCCUCAAACCUAACUACACAUAAGAAAAUUCAUACUGGAGAGAAAUUAUACAAAUGUGAAGAAUGUGGCAAAGCUUUUACGCAAUCUUCAAACCUUACUACACAUAAAAAAAUUCAUACUGGAGGAAAACCCUACAAAUGUGAAGAAUGUGGCAAAGCUUUUAACCAGUUCUCAACUCUUAGUAAACAUAAGAUAAUUCACACUGAAGAGAAACCCUACAAAUGUGAAAAAUGUGGCAAAGCCUUUAAAUGGUCCUCAACCCUUACUAAACAUAAGAAGAUUCAUACUGGAGAGAAACCCUACAAAUGUGAAGAAUGUGGGAAAGCUUUUAAACUAUCCUCAACCCUUUCUACACAUAAGAUUAUUCAUACUGGAGAGAAACCCUUCAAAUGUGAAAAAUGUGGUAAAGCUUUUAACCGAUCAUCAAACCUUAUUGAACAUAAGAAAAUUCAUACUGGAGACCAACCCUACAAAUGCGAACAGUGUGGCAAAGCAUUUAACUAUUCCUCACACCUUAAUACGCAUAAGAGAAUUCAUACUAAAGAGCAACCCUACAAAUGUAAAGAAUGUGGCAAAGCUUUCAACCAAUAUUCAAACCUUACUACACAUAAAAUAAUUCAUACUGGAGAGAAACCGUACAAGUGUGAAGAAUGUGGCAAAACUUUUAAGCGUUCUUCAGACCUUACUAAACAUAAGAUAAUUUAUACUAGAGACCAAUCCUACAAAUUUGAAGAAUGUGGCAAAACUUUUAACCAGUCCGCAAGUCUCACUACUCAUAAGAUCAUUCAUACUGGAGUGAAACUGUACAAGUGUGAAAAAUGUGGCAAAGCUUUUACCCGAUCCUCAACCCUUACUGUGCAUAAGAGAGUUCAUACUGGAGAGAAACCCUACAAAUGUGAAGAAUGUGGCAAAGCUUUUAGCCAAUCCUCCACCCUUACUAUACAUAAAAUAAUUCAUAAUGGAGAGAAACCGUACAAGUGUGAAGAAUGUGGCAAAGCUUUUUACAGAUUCUCCAUCCUUACUAUACAUAAGAUAAUUCAUACUGGAAAGAAACUGUACAAGUGUGAAGAAUGUGGCAAAGCUUUUAAGAGUUCUUCAGACCUUACUAGACAUAAGAUGAUUUAUACUAGAGACCAAUCCUACCAAUUUGAAGAACAUGGCAAAACUUUUAACCAGUCUGCAACUCUCACUACUCAUAAGAUUAUUCAUACUAGAGUGAAACCUUACAAGUGUGAAAAAUGUGGCAAAGCUUUUAACCAGUCCUCAUGUCUUCAUAUCCAUAAGAGAAUUCAUACUGGAGAGAAACCCUACAAGUGUGAAGAAUGUGGCAAACCGUUUACGUACCAGUCAAGGCUUACUAGUCAUAAGAAAAUACAUACUGGUGCAAAACCCUACAAAUGUGAAGAGUGUGGCAAGGCUUUUAACCAAUCCUCAGCCCUUACUGUGCAUAAGAUAAUUCAUACUGGAGAGAAACCCUACAAAUGUGAAGAAUGUGGCAAACUCUUUAUGUACCAGUCAAGCUUUGCAAGUCAUAAGAAAAUACAUACUGGAAAGAAACCCUACAAAUGUGAAAAAUGUGGCAAAGCCUUUACCCACUCUUCACACCUUGCUAAACAUAAGAAAGUUCAUACUGGAGAGAAACCCUACAGAUGUAAAUGUGAAAAGUGUGGCAAAGCUUUUAACCGGUCCUCAACUCUUACUAGACAUGAUAAAAUUCAUACUGGAGAGGAGCCCUACAAAUGUAAAGAAUGUGGCAAAGCUUUUAAUUGAUCCUCAACUCUUACUAUGCAUAUGAUAAUUCAUACUGGAGAGAAACAUUACAAAUGUGAAAAAUGUGCCAAAGCCUCUAACAAGUCCUCAAACCACACUACACAUAAGAAAAUUCAUAAGAGAAAAUCUACAAAUCUUGUAAUCCCAGCACUUUGGGAGGCCGAGGCGGGUGAAUCACAAGGUCAAGAGACCAAGACCAUCCUGGUCAACAUGGUGAAACCCCGUCUCUACUAAAGAUACAAAAAAUUAGCUGGGCAUGGUGGCGCGUGCCUGUAAUCCCAGCUACUCAGGAGGCUGAGGCAAG